AUGUUUGUUUCGCUGCAGAGGAGCGCACUACCCGCUUGGACCGCGUCAAGUCUCGCUAUCGGGAAGUUGGCGAGCAGGUGCGCACGGAAGCAAUAUCUUUUCACUUGCAGGCGGCCGGUGCGCUGUGGUACUCCGGAGCCAAGUUCACGACGCUCGCUGAGGAUGGCCUCGUCAGACCCAGCACAAGACUGCAUCUUUUGUAAAAUCAUUAGUGGUGAGCUUCCAUGCUACAAGGUUUUCAGUGACGAGAAUUGUACUGCGUUUCUCGAUCUGUUUCCAGCAACUUCGGGGCAUACGUUACUGGUACCGCGGUCGCAUCACGAGGUGCUCGAGACGAUGCCUCCCGAGGAGGUGUCCGCGGUUUUCGCGCGAGUGCCUCUCUUAGGAAAAGCGAUCAAAGCGGCGGUGGGUGCACCCUCAUACAACCUACUGGUAAAUAACGGACGGGAGGCCGGCCAGGUUGUGCCGCACGUGCACAUCCAUAUUAUUCCGCGCAAACCUGGUGAUGGUUUGAUCCGCCAUCCCGGUGGCGGGCCCCGACUGGAGCCGGACAAGGCUGAGCCACUUUUGCGAGUGCUCAAGGAAAAGCUUGGCCGCGCUGGUCCCUGA
This is a messenger RNA of Cyanidioschyzon merolae strain 10D, 609 nucleotides long. Its product is annotated as similar to histidine triad protein. The record is from RefSeq and is a predicted model, not a curated record. Gene Ontology annotation, biological process: sulfur compound metabolic process; purine ribonucleotide metabolic process. The coding region runs from base 1 to 609 and encodes 202 amino acids. Gene Ontology annotation, molecular function: adenylylsulfatase activity. The transcript has a single exon. NCBI's taxonomy places the organism in Eukaryota, Rhodophyta, Bangiophyceae, Cyanidiales, Cyanidiaceae.